CUCAGAGGGAGGCCUCAGUACAUUCGUCAGUAAGUACCGUUCGUGCUGUCUUGCCGUCGAAGCUUGGUGCUCCCCUCGAAACAGAUCACGAAAGGAUGGACUACAACAGCUAUGUCCAUCAAAACCAGAAUGUGGGCCAGGGCACUCGGGACCAGGACCAGUAUUUUGUGAUUCACUCUGGGGGAGUAGGUCUGAGCGAAGAUAGCCUUGCCGUGCUGAGUACCGCUUCGGACGAUGCCGUGACUAACCAGAUCCAGAGCAGCCAAGGCGAUCUAUCGCACCUUCCAAUACUGACGUACUCGGGAGAAGAGUAUGUGAUGUAUGUGAAAGAAGAGGUGAAGGAAGAGGAGGAGGAGGAAGAGGCAAAAGAAGCGGAGACAGGAGAGAGGGACGAAGACCGUGAUGGUGAUGACCAUGAAGACAUCAAUGAUAUCCUUAGGAAUGUAAUGCAAGUACCAAGUUUGCAGUCUCUGUCCCCCACACCUUCAGAAGGGGAAUCCCCCUCAUCCAUGGCCCAGAGACGACCUUUAGCUGAGAAGCAAUCCCACAAUGCCACUGCACCAAGUUUUGCGAUACGGUCAAAUCCCAAACUCACCAUCCGUGCCAGUCUUCCCCCUGGGUUCAAAUACAAGUUUCAUAAGAGGAAAAAGGACUAUGUUAGUGGUGUCGUCAGUAGGCGGGUGAUUGACAAGGGGCAAUGUUUCGGCCCUUAUAAUGGAUCCCUCAUAGAUGAGAAGAUGGCACAAGAUAUAGGAUCUACAUGGGAGCUUUGCCUUCGGGGUGUUGUAUGGUAUUACCUUGAUGGCAGGAACAUCAGCCAUAACAACUGGUUAUCCCACAUCAGUCCAGCAAGGACCACAGCUGAGCAGAACCUAGAGGCCUUCCAGCAUUACGGCGAUAUCUACUACCGAGCGAUAGACAACAUCCAACCCGGUACAGAACUCAAGGUCUUCUAUUCGGAUGAAUACAGGGAGAAGAUAGGAUGCAAAGUAAAACUGGACGAUCUGAACUACCAAAGAGGUACCGAUGACUUCCAGUGCAUGGAAUGCAAUGCCAGGUGCAAGACCUCAAAGACGAUGCUGAGACACAUCAAGUUCAAUCAUGAGCAGCAAGAGGGGGCUACCAACCGACAAGAAACCUCUGGUAGACAAUCAGCCUGGGGUACCACUUCUGCUUCGGAUCAACUCCUUCAUUUUGCCAGGGAGGCCUUGUGCAAAAGCGAUGCUGCCCAAACAUCCUCUGAGAGCGCUGCGUCCGAGAAGGAUGUGUUCAGGGAAGAUAGGUCCAUGCAGAAGGAUAGGUUACUAACUGGAGGCCAUCUCAAUCAGAGCAUUAUGCAUUCUUCAAGAUGUGGCAGAGAGGGUGAUGCAAGGAAGCAUUCUAUGAUUUACAGCAGCAAGGACUCGGCGAUGGUCAAGAAAGAUGCUGCAUCGUCAAGACCAGACACUUCUGUAGGACCUAGUUUAGAGUGUCCAACCUGUGGUAAGAGCUUCCAGAAUGAAGGUAUGCUGGCUUCCCAUCAGUUGUUCCACCGAACAACCAUCAAAGAGUUCAUUUGCGAAGUAUGCAGCAAGGUUUCCAAGACAUUCCAAGCGCACGUCAGGCAUCGGAACAGCCACGCAGAGGAUCUGCACCACUGUUUCCUAUGUGAGAGCAAGUACCGUUAUGUGUCCAGUUUCUAUCGGCAUUUAAGGAAUGGACACCGUAUUAAAAAGCUACGGGAGAAAUACUUCUGUCUGCUGUGCAAGGAGACAUUGCCUAACAAAACAGUCAUGAUUGCACACCGGACUGAGUGUGCACCAAGGAAACGAUAUGUUGAUAAGGAAGAGUAUCAGUGGAGACGGGAAGAGGCUGAAGCGGAAAGGAGAUCAGAUGCUAUGAAAAGUCAUAGACAAGGAACUCAAGGUUCUACUAAUUAUUAUGCCAAGGAAGUUGCCUCUGAUGAAGAAGAUUUUGGUGAUCAUGAGCCUUAUCAUUCAGGGGAAGAUAAUGGAAGUUGGAUGGGCGAGGUGGAAGAGCAAAGAUCUGAGGAAGAAAUGGGCUUGAGCAGUGUGGACAGUACCUCAAGCAUCAAAGAGAUUGAUGAUGCUGAUUUACACCUUAGACAUCAUCAAGAAGACUCUGAUAAACUUGGCAAGAUGUUUGAUUAUUACGACAGACCACGUCCUUUCCGUUGCAAAUAUGAUUCUUGUCCUAGGAGAUACGUCACCAGCCACGAUCUCUACACACACAUCCGCAAUGUCCACAGACCUCAAACUAACAAGAAAUUGGAUCUUCGUCCCUACAAGUGCGACCAAUGCCCUAGGACUUUCGCAUCUCUGAAAGGAUUCAACAACCACAAAGUGGAUCACACAGGCGCCAAACUCUUCAAAUGCGAGCCAUGUUCCAAGUGGUUCCACACCGAGGAGCGCCUCUACAGGCACAAUCACAGGAUACACAAGAAUCGCACCAAGGCGCACGAGUGCAAGGUCUGCGGCAAGAAGUUCCUGGAGGGAUUCGCGUUGAAAAAGCACGAGCAGCGCCAUCGAGGGGAGAGAAACUUUGCAUGUGAUAUUUGCGAAAGGACCUUCACCUCCAAGCACUGUCUCCAGACCCAUAUGGUGAAACACACAGGAGAGAAACCUUUCGCUUGUGAAGUAUGCGGGAAGCGGUUCUCAUUGAACCUCACCCUAGUUCGCCAUGCUGCUACACAUGAUUCUCUUGAUGGAGCAAACAAUAUUGGUGAUAGAAGCUUCAUGUGAAAAUGACCAAACACAUCUUGAGAAGGAGGCAAUGAAUAUAUAUUUCUUUUUAUUUUGGGGGGCUACUUAUCACUACCAAAUGCCAAAAUCUGCAAUGAAAGGGGAAGUUUGGCAGCUUUUAAUUUUCCUCAGCUCUCUUGAACAUUUCAGGGUUUGUAAAGAAUGGCCCCAAGCCCCCAGGUUCACAUAAUUUUCCCUCGUGAAAAGUCUCAACUUGUCUGGAUUCUUAUCUCGAUUACGAUCUAGUUUUUCAGUGUUUUGGGGGUCUUUGGUUAUUGCGAAGUUAUGAAAAUCACUGAAAUAAUCGUGAAGGAACUGUGAAUUUCUGCCAUGAGAUUGAGAAGAUAUAAGAGAAUAUGGAUAUGAAAACAACUGUUACGCUGCAAUUUGGCCAUAAACAGUUUCAGAAGAAAAAAUAAUUUUGUGCAUGGACUUGUGAAUCACACAAAAUAGUAUGGCUCUAUGAUUAUUGCUGCGCCAUGCUGGAGUGAUAACGUAAGUUAACUAUUGACAGUACUUGAUUAUGUACGCAGUCCAUUCAUUUUUUGACAAGAAUCACUCUUCACAUCUUAUAAAGAAAGUAAUGCUGGUUCCAGACGACAUACUCUAAAAAAACAACUCGUGUAUGACAAUAAUGAUAUAGAAUAUUUCUAAAGCGCCAAAUCCACAUUGAUUAUGUGCUCAAGGCACUGCGAAAAGGAAAUAAGAGAACAAUUACAUGGAGCAGGAAGGGACAAAGAUAAAAGAAUGACAGUCAUGACAAUGAAAGGAAACUACUGGAAGGCAAUUUUAAACUAAUGGGUUUUAGAGCAAUUUUGAAAUUAUCGAUAUUUGAAAUACUACGAAUGGAAUAUGGCAACUGAUGCAUGGAAACACAAAGGAAUAUAAAAAGUAGAAAAAGCAUGUUUUUUAUUUUUCAAUAUUCACAAAUCCUGAAUGCUUCCUUGAAAAUGUACGCUGUUCUUCCACUCGGUAAUUGAGAAAUGCUGAGAGAUAACAUAGUGUAAUUUGUUUAAAGACAUAUUUUCUGUGAAUAUUUUUGCCGUUUUGCAACAUUCAUACUUAAAGGGAUUUAUCUUAGUUUUUUAAGUCCAAAGAAUGUAUUCUGAAAGAAAAAAAUAAGUUAUGUAUUUUUAUUUUAUCAUAAGAAUUUUAAUACAUCUAGUCUUCUUUCUCUCUUUCCAACAUUCUUGACAGUUUGCCAGUGGCGAUGGAACAUGUUAUUGUAAAUUUUUUUUUAAAUUUCAUACCGGGUAUUUAUUCUUGACUUUACAGUCACCUCGUGUGAAUCCUUGCAACUCUGCACUGAACCACAUCUGUUUGUGUUAUCAUUUUCUUUCUUUUCAUUGUUUUAAGUGGAAUCCAUGUUUAUUUGUUCCUGAUUCCAAGCCAAUUUUGCAUUAAAAUGUCCUAGUAUUAUUGUACAGUGCUUUGGAAUCUUUGGUAGUACUUAAGUGUGUCCCCCUAUCUCGGUCCUCCUUUUUCCUCUUCUUUUCUAUAUUAUCAUUAGUAUCAUCGUCAUCAUUAUUGUCUUCAUCAUUUCAUCGUUAGCAUCGUCGUCAGGAUCAUGAUCAUUACCAUCAUCUUCAUCAUCAUCAUUACCAUCAUCAUCAUCAUCAUUACCAUCAUAAUCAUAAUGACCAUCAUCAUUAACAUCAUCAGUAGCAUUAUUAUUAGCAAAUUCAUCUUCAUCAUCAACAUCAUUAUCAUAACCAUCAUCAUAAUCAUUAUCAUUGACAACCUCCUCAUUGUCAUCAUCAUCAUCUGUUAUACCGUGUGUAAGAUAUUUGCUUAUUGAAUUAUUUUGGUGCUAGAAAUCGUGAUUUGUAAUUAUUAGUCUUCCUUCUCAAACCAGCAUUUAGUUCAACUUCCUUUGAUGAAUGCUGCCCUCGUUUGACAAAUAUGGGAAAGUACCACUUAGUGACAUGAAACCUGUUUGCUUUCAUUUUGUAAAAAAAUUGAAUAUCAACAUUUCCCCAAAGAGAUAUCAUUCUUGAAUAACUUGGAUGACAUGUAAUAAAUUCAUUUUACUAUUCUUAUA
This is a messenger RNA of Lytechinus pictus (painted urchin), 4782 nucleotides long. Its product is annotated as zinc finger protein 91-like. Gene Ontology annotation, cellular component: chromosome. Gene Ontology annotation, biological process: regulation of transcription by RNA polymerase II. The transcript is spliced from 6 exons. Lineage: Eukaryota; Metazoa; Echinodermata; Echinoidea; Temnopleuroida; Toxopneustidae. The record is from RefSeq and is a predicted model, not a curated record. Gene Ontology annotation, molecular function: protein binding; chromatin insulator sequence binding. Bases 96 to 2741 code for a protein of 881 amino acids.